Molecule: messenger RNA, 1215 nt
Organism: Debaryomyces hansenii CBS767
Lineage: Eukaryota; Fungi; Ascomycota; Pichiomycetes; Serinales; Debaryomycetaceae
Product: alpha/beta hydrolase
Exons: 1
Coding region: 1-1215 (404 amino acids)
Cellular component (GO): membrane
Molecular function (GO): lipase activity
Source: RefSeq, a predicted model, not a curated record
AUGUAUCCAAAUAGGCCAGAUUUAUAUUCUUCUGAAGUCAAAGCAGCUGACGCGGUUUUUAUUAGACAAAAAGGCGCUGUCUUGUUAGAAAGAUCUCUGGACAGUAUCGUUGAUAACACAUUGAAGAUAUGCUAUAGAAGAUAUCAAGGAAAGUCCAAUGAGUCAUCACUGACGAAAACUAAGCUAAACCUUGUGCUCUUCCACGGGACUGGUAUGAAUAAAGGAUUAUGGCACUAUCACAUAAAUAAAUUAUUCGAAUUUUUCAAUACAGGAAAGGAUAAUGGCACUAACCUACACUUGAAUGUAGUUUGUGCGUUUGACGCAGUGAAUCACGGCGAAUCGGCCGAAUUAAAUAAAAGUAAGUUGGGAUAUCUUUACGACUGGCGUGAUAGCUCGAAGGAUGUUGUAAAGGUUUUAACAGAAGACGAAGCGGCCACAUUCAUUGAAGCCGAGAACAAAAUGUCGAUAAUAAUCGGGCAUUCUAUGGGUGGGUUCGUUUCGUUAUAUGGUACCUACUUAGCACCUGCGUUGUUUGAUUCUUGCAUAUUGGUGAAUCCGGUUUCUCAUGUCAGCCCCAGUGAAUACGCAGAAAGAGAUAUGGAGUUUAAAGUUUGGUAUGAACGGAACUACAUGAAAGACAACUUUGACAUACAAGAUGGAAACAACUGGUAUAACGAAAUCGAAUCAUUCCUCAAGACGAAAUCGUUUUAUAGAAAAUUUCACCCAACUGUUUUGGCGAAUUUGCUCGAGGACGAAUUGCCUAAAGAAGUUAAACAGUCACCCAAAGCAGCUUACAACAAAAUAAAGUUGAACACUACAGUAGAAGCUCAACUUCAUACAUACUGGGGUAUGGUUAAAUCGAUUCCCUGUGGUAUGCCAACUUUUCGAGAAAUUAAAGUUCCCGUAUUCCAUAUUGUAAGCGACUUUGAUAUUUCCAGUGAUGAAAACAGAAGUUUUAUGAGAAAUAAUCUCCUGCAAGUCGUUCAGUGUAUCAAUUUUCCAAACUCUAAGCAUUUACUAAAUGGAGAGGAGCCAGAUCCACUCAUAAAAUUAUUCACACUGAUCAUACAAGGGAGGGAAGUUAUUCAUUCGAGGAAGACGGUCAUAGAUGAAGAAUAUCUAGUCAAGAAAUAUGGCAAGAACUAUAGAAAACUUCUUUCGGAUGCCAGAUUAGAAUCUCUCAUAAAGAACGGUGCUACUGUACCUAAGUUAUAA